Messenger RNA from Anoplophora glabripennis (Asian longhorned beetle), 2751 nucleotides. RefSeq lists its product as uncharacterized. Gene Ontology annotation, molecular function: aspartic-type endopeptidase activity; nucleic acid binding; zinc ion binding. Bases 1 to 2751 code for a protein of 916 amino acids. The transcript is spliced from 3 exons. The record is from RefSeq and is a predicted model, not a curated record. Lineage: Eukaryota; Metazoa; Arthropoda; Insecta; Coleoptera; Cerambycidae. Gene Ontology annotation, biological process: proteolysis.
AUGUCACAGAAAAUGCAAAUUAAUCGCCUUGAUAAGGAUGAACUCAUUUACGAAUUAACGGUACGUGGUAUCGGUACUGGAAGAGUUGAAGAGAUGAGACACCGAUUAUUACAAGCAAUGCAACUGGAAAAGGAAGGAGAUAGUAUCAAGUAUCCCCCUUAUCCAUUUAAGUUCGAUGAAGAUUGUGACGCCGUUACGAAGACACUGGAAGUUAUCGAAGGAAUGGUAGACAAAUUUAAUGAUGGCAGCAAAAGUAACGCCGCUGUGAAACUGCAUACUAAAUUCAGUCAUACUAUGGGACGAUUAAAUAAUAUGGUUGGUGAAGAUGUUGAGAAACAACAGAAGAAAUCUGAACUGCUGGCACGAAUCCUGUCACUGAGGCAAGAAUUCUCAAGAAAAAUUGAAGAGUUUGAAUCUAAACAACAUGGCAUUCUACCUACGUUGAGUUUUGUAGCAGGACAGGCGGGACCUAGCACAUUUCAUGCAGGUUUAGGAAACGUAUCUACAUCAUCAUCGUUGGGGAAUUUGACUGAUCCUGGUGGACGACAGAGUGGAAGUCAACAUUGCGGGAGCAUUAAAACUAUUCCACCACAUAAAUGGAAUAUUCAGAAAUAUACUGGUGACAAGAGAUGCAACAUGUCUAUCAACGCGUUCUUUGAACACGUGGAAGAAUUAAGAGCGGCCAGAAAUGUUUCUCCAGAAACAUUGUUAAACUCUGGCAUCGAUUUAUUUUGUGACAAGGCAUAUCAAUUCUAUAAAGAUUGCCGAGACAGAGUAACAACGUGGGAUGAGUUGGUAACUGAAUUUAAAAACGAAUUUCUGUCUGCACAUUAUGAAGAAGACCUGUUUGAAGAAUUGCGCCACAGGACACAACACCCAACUGAAUCAAUUGGAGUAUACUUAGCUGUCAUGUCAAGUUAUUUUAACCGCUUAGCUCGGCCAAUUUCCGAGGAUGUUAAAUUAACAAUAAUUUUGAAGAAUCUUCAUCCUUACUAUUUGGAAAGACUACGUGACCCCAUGCCAUCAAGUUUGGAUGAACUCCGCUCUGCUUGUAGAAGUAUGGAAGCAAGAAGAGAUACAAUUAGAAAUUAUGUAGAACCUUCUUCCCGUCGAAACUGUUUCUUGGAGAGGGACUUAGCUUAUAUAGAUGCAUCGGGAAAGGUGGAUACGGUCGAAACCUCAUCUUCAUCUAACCGCAGCACGGGUUCAUCGAAACCCAUUGUAUGUUUCCGUUGUCAACAGCCAGGACAUAAAGCCGUUGGAUGCGCUCAAACGAAGAAACUUACCUGUUUCAAAUGCCGCAAAGAGGGGUUCACCGGUCGAAUUAAGUCCGUCGAACCUGAAAAAUCGACCAAAAAUUUUCAACCAAUUUUGGAUUUCAUCUUAGAUCAUGCGCAGAAUGAUGAGCGUCCCUAUCUAAGAAUAGAUAUACUUGGAAAAACUCUUCUAGGAUUACUGGACUCUGGUGCUUCGACAACUAUUGUCGGUGGUAGAGGAUAUCAGCUCAUAAAAGAUUUUGGUUUUGAGAUUGAUGUAACAAGAAGACCUAAAUGUACCAUAGCAAAUGGCCAAAGUGUUGCCAGUAUAGGUGAAUGUGAUGUUCCUAUGUGCGUAAGAGGUAAGGUAAAACUAGUGAAGGUGUUAGUGGUACCACAAUUGCCGCAUGCUUUGAUAUUGGGUACUAAUUUUUGGAAAGCCAUGGGCAUUGUUCCUGACCUACGACGCAAUGAAUGGCAUUUCUCGGAUCAACCAAUCUGUCUGGACGAAGUGGAUCAUUUGCGUGGAAAAACGACCUUAACAGAAUUGCAAGAAGCCUGUCUACAGGCUGUAGUAAGAAGAAACAAGCACUUGAUGGGAGAGUCUUUAGGAUGUACUGACCUAGUGGAACACGUUAUUGUAACUAAGUCUCCACCAAUUAAGCAACGGUAUUACCCUGUUUCACCAGUAAUACAAGCACAAAUAGACCGUGAAUUGGAAGAAAUGUUGAAGCAAGGAAUUGUUGAGAAAUCAAACAGUGGAUGGUCGUCACCGAUUUUAUUGGUAAAGAAAAAAGAUGGUGGUUAUCGAUUCUGUGUCGACUUUCGCAAACUCAAUAAAGUUACAGAGCGUGAUAGUUAUCCAUUGCCUUAUGUAACUAGCACUCUAGACAAGUUGCGGGACGCACAUUAUCUGUCCUCGCUUGACAUUAAGUCGGCUUAUUGGCAAGUGCCGAUGGCAGAAUCAUCUAAACAAUUUACUGCUUUUACCGUACCAGGUCGAGGCCUGUUCCAAUUCAGAAGGAUGCCCUUUGGUUUGCAUAAUUCCCCGGCUACAUGGCAAAGACUAAUAGAUCGUGUCUUAGGGGCUGACUUAGAACCACACGUAUUUGUAUAUCUGGAUGAUGUGGUUGUGGUGACUCAAACGUUUGAGCAACAUUUAGCUAUUUUAGAAGAGGUUUUCAGAAGACUACGAGAAGCUAAGUUAACAGUUAGUUGGGAAAAAUGUCAAUUCUGUCGACCAGAAAUGAAAUAUCUGGGUUAUAUGGUUGACAGGAAUGGAUUGCACGUAGAUAGUGACAAGGUGAAGGCAAUGUUACAACUACCUACUCCUACUAAUGUACGCGAGGUACGAAGAGUAGUGGGAACGUUUUCUUGGUACAGACGUUUCAUCCCUGACUUCGCCACAAUUAUAACGCCACUAACGGAACUCCUCAAAAAGUCGAAGAAGUUUGUGUGGACCGAAAAAUGUAGUAUUUCUGACGCCAAUAAUUGA